AUGAAACUGCGUGGAGUCAGCCUGGCUGCCGGCUUGUCCUUACUGGCCCUGAGUCUUUGGGGGCAGCCCGCAGAGGCUGCGGCUUGCUAUGGGUGUUCUCCAGGAUCAAAGUGUGACUGUAGUGGUAUAAAAGGAGAAAAGGGGGAGAGAGGAUUUCCAGGUUUGGAAGGCCACCCAGGUUUGCCUGGAUUUCCAGGUCCAGAAGGGCCCCCAGGGCCUCGGGGACAAAAGGGUGAUGAUGGAAUUCCAGGGCCACCAGGACCAAAAGGGAUCAGAGGUCCUCCUGGACUUCCUGGAUUUCCAGGGACACCAGGUCUUCCUGGAAUGCCAGGCCAUGAUGGGGCCCCAGGACCUCAAGGUAUCCCUGGAUGCAAUGGAACUAAGGGAGAACGUGGAUUUCCAGGCAGUCCCGGUUUUCCUGGUUUACAGGGUCCUCCAGGACCUCCUGGGAUCCCAGGUAUGAAGGGGGAACCGGGUAGUAUAAUCAUGUCAUCACUGCCGGGACCAAAGGGUAAUCCAGGAUAUCCAGGUCCUCCUGGCAUUCAAGGCCCAGCUGGUCCCCCUGGUAUACCAGGGCCAAUUGGUCCCCCAGGACCACCAGGUUUGAUGGGCCCUCCUGGCCCACCAGGACUUCCAGGACCAAAGGGGAAUAUGGGAUUAAAUUUCCAGGGACCCAAGGGUGAGAAGGGUGAGCAAGGUCUUCAGGGCCCCCCUGGGCCACCUGGGCAGAUCAGUGAACAAAAAAGACCAAUCGACGUAGAGUUUCAGAAAGGAGAUCAGGGACUUCCUGGUGACCGAGGGCCUCCUGGACCCCCAGGGAUACGUGGUCCUCCAGGCCCUCCAGGUGGUGUGAAAGGUGAGAAGGGUGAGCAAGGAGAGCCUGGCAAAAGAGGUAAACCAGGCAAAGAUGGAGAGAAUGGCCAACCAGGAAUUCCAGGUUUGCCUGGUGAUCCUGGUUACCCUGGUGAACCAGGAAGAGAUGGAGAAAAGGGUCAAAAAGGUGACACUGGCCCACCUGGGCCUCCUGGACUUGUAAUACCUAGGCCUGGGACUGGUGUAACUGUAGGAGAAAAAGGAAACAUUGGGUUACCUGGCUUGCCUGGAGAUAAAGGAGAUCGAGGAUUUCCUGGGAUACAAGGUCCACCAGGCCUUCCUGGACCUCCAGGACCUGCAGUUAUAGGUCCUCCUGGACCCCCUGGCUUUCCUGGGGAAAGGGGUCAGAAAGGUGAUGAAGGUCCACCUGGAAUUUCCAUUCCUGGAUCUCCUGGACUUGAUGGACAGCCUGGGGCUCCUGGCCCUCCUGGCCCCCCUGGCCCUCCCGGCCCUCACAUCCCUCCUAGUGAUAAGAUAUGUGAAGCAGGCCCUCCUGGCCCUCCAGGAUCUCCAGGUGAUAGAGGACUCCAAGGAGAACAAGGAAUGAAAGGUGACAAAGGUGACACCUGCUUCAACUGUAUUGGAACUGGUGUUUCAGGGCCUCCAGGUCAGCCUGGUUUGCCAGGUCUUCCAGGUCCCCCAGGAUCUCUUGGUUUCCCUGGACAGAAGGGCGAAAAAGGACAUGCUGGUGCUACUGGUCCCAAAGGAUUAACAGGCAUACCAGGAGCUCCAGGUACUCCAGGCUUUCCUGGACCUAAAGGUGAACCCGGUGACAUCCUCACAUUUCCAGGAAUGAAGGGUGACAAAGGAGAUUUGGGUUCCCCUGGAGUUCCAGGGCUUCCUGGUUUACCUGGCACCCCUGGACAGGAUGGAUUGCCAGGACUUCCUGGCCCCAAAGGAGAACCUGGUGGAAUGGCUUUUAAGGGUGAAAGAGGUCCCCCUGGGAACCCAGGUUUGCCAGGUCUCCCAGGAAAUAGGGGGCCUAUGGGCCCUGUUGGUUUUGGCCCUCCAGGUCCAGUAGGUGAAAAAGGCAUACAAGGUGUGGCAGGAAAUCCAGGCCAACCAGGAAUACCAGGUCCUAAAGGUGAUCCAGGUCAGACCAUAACCCAACCAGGGAAGCCUGGCCUGCCUGGCCACCCAGGCAGAGAUGGUGAAGUAGGUCUUCCAGGUGAACCUGGACUCCCAGGCCAGCCAGGCUUGCCAGGAAUACCUGGUAGUAAAGGCGAACCGGGUAUCCCUGGAAUCGGGCUUCCUGGACCACCUGGUCCCAAAGGUUUUCCUGGAAUUCCAGGACCUCCAGGAGCACCUGGAUCACCUGGAAGAAUCGGUCUUGAAGGUCCUUCUGGGCCACCAGGCUUUCCAGGACCAAAGGGAGAACCAGGAUUUGGGCUACCUGGGCCACCUGGGCCUCCAGGACUCCCAGGUUUCAAAGGAAUACUUGGUCCAAAAGGGGAUCGUGGUUUCCCAGGACCUCAAGGUCCUCCAGGACAAGCUGGCUUGGAUGGGCUACCUGGACCAAAAGGUGACAUUGGACCAAAUGGACAACCUGGGCCAAUGGGACCUCCUGGAUUGCCAGGAACGGGUUUUCAGGGACCACCAGGGCCACCAGGAAUUCCUGGACCAAUAGGCCAACCUGGUCUACCAGGCCUGCAUGGACUACCAGGAGAGAAGGGGGAUCCAGGGCCUCCUGGAUUUGAUGUUCCAGGACCUCCUGGUGAGAGAGGCAGCCCAGGGAUCCCUGGAGCACCAGGUCCUAUGGGACCCCCAGGGUCACCAGGGCUCCCAGGAAAAGCAGGUGCCUCUGGCUUUCCAGGUGCCAAAGGUGAAAUGGGUAUGAUGGGACCUCCAGGCCCACCAGGACCUUUGGGAAUUCCUGGCAGGAGUGGUGUUCCUGGUCUCAAAGGUGAUGAUGGUUUGCAGGGUCAGCCAGGACUUCCUGGCCCUGCAGGAGAGAAAGGUAGUAAAGGAGAGCCUGGCCUUCCAGGCCUUCCUGGGCCAAUGGAUCCAGAUCUGCUGGGCUCAAAAGGAGAGAAAGGGGACCCUGGCCUACCAGGUAUUCCUGGAGUUGCAGGGCCAAAAGGUUACCAGGGUUUGCCUGGAGACCCAGGGCAACCUGGACUGAGCGGACCACCUGGAUUGCCAGGACCAUCAGGUCCCAAGGGUAACCCUGGUCUCCCUGGAAUGCCAGGACUUACAGGACCUCCUGGACUUAAAGGAAACAUCGGUGAUAUGGGUUUUCCAGGCCCACAGGGUGCAAAAGGGUCUUCUGGACCUCCUGGAGUUCCUGGACAACCUGGCUCCCCAGGAUUACCUGGACAGAAAGGAGAAAAAGGUGAUCCUGGUAUUUCAGGCAUUGGUCUUCCAGGUCUUCCUGGCCCAAAGGGUGAACCUGGUCUGCCUGGAUACCCAGGGAACCCUGGUACCAAAGGUUCUAUGGGAGAAACUGGUUUGCCUGGAUUACCAGGGACCCCUGGAGCAAAAGGACAGCCAGGCCUUCCUGGAUUCCCUGGAACCCCAGGCCUUCCUGGACCAAAAGGUAUUAAUGGUCCUCCUGGGAACCCUGGCCUUCCAGGAGAACCUGGUCCUGUAGGUGGUGGAGGUCGUCCUGGGCCACCAGGGCCUCCAGGUGAAAAAGGCAAACCAGGUCAAGAUGGUAUUCCUGGACCAGCUGGACAGAAGGGUGAACCAGGUCAACCAGGCUUUGGAAUCCCAGGACCCCCUGGACUUCCAGGACUUUCUGGUCAAAAGGGUGAUGAAGGAUUACCUGGCAUUCCAGGAAACCCUGGCCUUCCAGGUCCAAAGGGUGAACCAGGCUUUCAUGGUUUCCCUGGUCUGCAGGGUCCCCCAGGCCCUCCUGGUUCUCCAGGUCCAGCUCUGGAAGGCCCUAAAGGCAGCCCUGGACCCCAAGGUCCUCCUGGGAGACCAGGUCCUACAGGUUUUCAAGGUCCACCAGGUCCAGAAGGUCCCCGGGGUCUACCUGGAAGUGGGGCUAUUAAAGGAGAAAGAGGUAACCCAGGCCAACCUGGGCAACCUGGUUUGCCUGGUUUGAAAGGUGAUCAAGGUCCUCCAGGACUCCAGGGUAACCCCGGCCGGCCAGGUCUCAAUGGAAUGAAAGGAGAUCCUGGUCUCCCUGGUGUUCCAGGAUUUCCAGGCAUGAAAGGACCCAGUGGAGUACCUGGUUCAACUGGCCCUGAGGGGGAUCCAGGACUUAUUGGCCCACCAGGUCCCCCUGGAUUACCUGGUCCUUCAGGACAGAGUAUUGUAAUCAAAGGAGAUGCUGGCCCACCAGGGAUUCCAGGCCAGCCUGGAUUAAAAGGUUUACAAGGACUCCCAGGACCUCAGGGUUUACCAGGUCCAAUUGGCCCUCCAGGAGAUCCUGGACGCAAUGGACUCCCUGGCUUUGAUGGUGCAGGAGGACGCAAAGGAGACCCAGGUUUGCCAGGCCAGCCAGGUACUCGUGGCUUGGAUGGUCCCCCCGGGCCAGAUGGAUUGCAGGGUCCUCCAGGUCCCCCUGGAACCUCUUCUAUCGCCCAUGGGUUUCUCAUCACACGUCACAGCCAGACAACAGAUGCUCCACAAUGCCCACAGGGAACCAUCCAGGUGUAUGAAGGCUUUUCUCUCCUGUAUGUACAAGGAAAUAAAAGAGCUCAUGGUCAAGACUUGGGAACAGCCGGCAGCUGCCUUCGUCGUUUCAGUACCAUGCCUUUCAUGUUCUGCAACAUCAAUAAUGUUUGCAACUUUGCUUCAAGAAAUGAUUAUUCUUACUGGCUCUCCACCCCAGAGCCCAUGCCAAUGAGCAUGGAACCCCUGAAGGGGCAGAGCAUCCAGCCAUUCAUUAGUCGAUGUGCAGUAUGUGAAGCUCCUGCCGUGGUGAUUGCAGUCCACAGUCAGACCAUCCAGAUUCCCCGUUGUCCUCAGGGAUGGGAUUCUCUCUGGAUUGGUUAUUCCUUCAUGAUGCACACAAGUGCAGGGGCAGAGGGCUCAGGCCAAGCCCUGGCCUCCCCUGGUUCCUGCUUAGAAGAGUUUCGUUCAGCUCCCUUCAUUGAGUGUCAUGGGCGGGGGACCUGCAACUAUUACGCCAACUCCUACAGCUUUUGGCUGGCGACUGUAGACGUGUCAGACAUGUUCAGCAAACCUCAAUCAGAAACGCUGAAAGCAGGGGACUUGAGGACACGCAUUAGCCGAUGCCAAGUGUGCAUGAAGAGGACAUAG
This is a messenger RNA of Budorcas taxicolor (takin), 5085 nucleotides long. It is a transcript of the gene COL4A5, whose product is annotated as collagen type IV alpha 5 chain. Bases 1 to 5085 code for a protein of 1694 amino acids. The record is from RefSeq and is a predicted model, not a curated record. Gene Ontology annotation, molecular function: extracellular matrix structural constituent. NCBI's taxonomy places the organism in Eukaryota, Metazoa, Chordata, Mammalia, Artiodactyla, Bovidae. Gene Ontology annotation, cellular component: collagen trimer; basement membrane. The transcript is spliced from 54 exons.